Molecule: messenger RNA, 1695 nt
Organism: Penicillium cosmopolitanum
Lineage: Eukaryota; Fungi; Ascomycota; Eurotiomycetes; Eurotiales; Aspergillaceae
Product: MDR family MFS transporter
Exons: 5
Coding region: 1-1695 (564 amino acids)
Biological process (GO): transmembrane transport
Molecular function (GO): transmembrane transporter activity
Source: RefSeq, a predicted model, not a curated record
AUGAGUUCAACAUUCGACCUCGAAAAGGAGCGCCAGAACGUACAAUCAAAGCCCGAGAGUCACAAUGCUCAAAUUGGGCAGGAGAGUUCUCACCCGCCGAAUAAUUUAGAUUAUAAACCAUCGGAUGGGGAUGACGCGGCUCAGUAUCCUCAUGGUCUCAAGCUACUCAUAAUUGUCGUGGCUCUUGGCAUGAGCAUAUUCUUGGUUGCCCUCGAUAUGACUAUUGUAGCGACGGCUAUACCAAAGAUCACCGAUAAGUUCCACAGCCUAGAUGAUGCCAGUUGGUAUGGUUCGGCUUUCUUGAUGACUACUGGGGGUUUCCAGUCAACCUGGGGAAAGAUAUACAAAUAUUUCCCAUUGAAAAUCUCGUUCCUGGUUGCGGUUUUCAUUUUUGAGCUUGGAAGCUUGAUUUGUGGUGUGGCUCCGAAUUCACUGGCAUUGAUUAUCGGUCGUGCAAUUGCUGGAAUCGGCGCAGCCGGUAUUGGAAGUGGAGUCUUCAUUAUCAUCACUUUCAUUGCCAGUCCGAAAAGGCGCCCACUCUUCACCGGCAUCAUUGGCAUGUCUUACGGUAUAGCAUCGGUUGUUGGCCCCCUUGUUGGUGGUGCAUUCGCUGAUAAAGUAACCUGGAGGUGGUGCUUUUACAUCAAUCUGCCCGUAGGAGGCCUUGCAGCCACUUCCAUUAUUCUCAUCUUCCAUACACCUGAAAGCGCUUUGACAACCAAAGCUAAGUCAAAGGAGAAGCUCCUACAGAUAGAUCCUAUCGGGACGAUCCUUCUAAUCUGCACCAUCAUCUCAUACAUCCUGCCACUGCAGUUUGGUGGGCAGACGAUGGCAUGGAGCUCAAGCACAGUGAUCGGUCUUCUUGUUGGCUUCCCUUUCAUGAUAGUUGCCUUUGUGGCGUGGGAAUGGUUCCAAGGAGAACGGGCCGCUUUUCCGCCCCGAUUGAUGUUGAACCGCCUCAUCCUUGUGAAUUCGAUCUACGCAUUCCUUUUCGCAGGUUCGUACUUUAUCAUUGUUUAUUACCUACCAUACUACUUCCAAAGCAUUCAGAACGUUAGUCCUACCAUGUCCGGUGUACGAAAUCUUCCUUUGAUUGUCUCGAUGUCGUUGGCUAUCAUUGUCUCCGGUGGCAGCAUCACCAAAACUGGUCAUACUGCUCCUCUCAUGGUUGUCGGUGGGGCCUUUGCAACCAUCGGCUCAGGGUUAUUAUACUCGCUUGAUACUGGUACCAGCACAGGCAAGUGGAUUGGAUACCAAAUUAUCGGCGGUCUUGGAUGGGGAUUGGCCUACCAGGUUCCUAUCAAUGCGGUGCAUGGUGCAGUGGCUCCCAGUGAUAUUGCAACUGUGACGGGUAUUAUCGUCUUUUUCCAAACUGUUGGGGGUGCGAUUUUCGUGGCUGCAGCACAAGCUGCUUUCGUCAACCAGAUUAUCAUCAAACUUGCCUCAACCGCACCAAGCAUCAACUCGGCCUUGGUGGUCUCAACUGGUGCGAGUGAGCUUCAAGACGUCUUUACAGCUGACCAAAUGACUGCUAUUAUGCCUGCUUAUAUGACAGGUCUCAAGGUCGCUUAUACUAUUUCGAUUGCUGCGGCGGGAAUCGCUUUCUGCAUCAGCCCCUUCAACAAUUUUAAGAAAAUUGACGCCCAUGCAGAAGCAGCAGACUCUGUAGAUGCCCCUACUGGAGCGACUGUGUGA